CUCUCCACUAUGUCAAAACUCGCCUUCGAGAAGCUCAACGACACCAACUAUGCCGAAUGGAGCACGCAAAUGGAGGCUCUUUUGAAGGAGCAGGACCUAUGGGAUGUUGUGAAUGGUGAGGAGACUAGGCCCCUGUUCGGACCCAACUCAAAGCAGGUGAAAGCCUUCGUUCGCAAGCAGCGGCUUGCGAGGGCCAAAAUCAUACUCCACCUCUCUACCUCUCAGCUCCCGCAUGCACGUGUCGAAGAUGGGGACCCCAAGGCCACCUGGGACAACCUCGCCCGUAUCCACCAGUCUUGCGGUUUUGGCCGUAUCUUCUCCAUGCUCUGUGAGCUCUCGACUAUGACCAAGAUGUAUGAGCAACCCAUGCAAGCUUGGGUUGCAUCU
This is a messenger RNA of Suillus clintonianus, 387 nucleotides long. RefSeq lists its product as uncharacterized. Lineage: Eukaryota; Fungi; Basidiomycota; Agaricomycetes; Boletales; Suillaceae. The record is from RefSeq and is a predicted model, not a curated record. The annotation marks the transcript as partial. The transcript has a single exon.